CUUCUCCGCGGUGUUGGCCUUGCGCUUGGCGGCGUCCAGUAGUUUCGUUUCCCAGCAAACCGAAACGCCAUCCAGGUCUCGUGUACAGCGUAACCUAUAUCAGACGUAUUGCAUGUCUUUUCCUUCUUUAUUUGAUUGGCAAGAUGGUGAAUCCGUUUUCGGCCGCCGCUCUGGUGUGCUUCACCCUUUUUUUGUAUGAGGGUCUCGGUUGUUGUACCGGUAGUCGAGCAAUAGUGACCGAGGUGUUGGAAUCUGUACCGGCAAUAAACGAGACGAAUGUCAAGAAUGGAGAAACCGCAGUCUCAAGCUCAGCCAGACUGGUUACAGGGAACCAGCUAGGCGGACGCGGUGGAGGCGGCUUGAAGAAAUCAGGGAGAAAAAGCCACGCCAAAGAGACAACGGCGCCGUCACGUCGUUCAACACAGACUAUUGCCGCCACGGUGGGCGUUUUGCUGGCAUCCGUCUUCGGCCUACUUCUGGCUUCUGCCAAGCUCAUGCAGUGCCCACAGGGAAGCAUCCGUGGCGAUGCUGAAGGAAACACAAGACGGAGACUUGCAGAAGGCGGUUAUAGCGGCGAAAAAUGUGUAAGCUAGGUUCCCAGAGCAACAGGAUGCAGGUAGUGUGUUCAUCCUUUUCAGUGAGAACAGGACUCGUCCUUACCAACCCUCCAACGCUCCAGGGCGACCCUUCGACAAUUUGCACCCAGCAUCUACAGCAAAAAUAACUGUUCAUACCAACUGGAUUUCAAGAUUCUCCCCCAGCAGUGCGGUUUUCUCGGUCAACUUCAUCUCCGGUGACACGCAAGUUCUAUGUACUACGCUCUGGCGAACGGUUUUCCAUAAGAAGUGUGAUGCUUCAUGUGUGGCACUUUCCCAUCGCCAUUACGUUUCCCUGGCUCUCAAGGGGGUGGUACCAAGACGAUGAAAGAGGUUGAACCAGCAAGUAGAUGCCGGCGACAGGUUAGGAUUGGCGACAAUCUACUGGGGGCCGUCUGAAUGCAACCCCAAGCGCACCACCCUUGUGACCUAUAACAACUGGUUUGCUUGAUGGAACUGAUUAACAAGCCAACCACUGUAACUGACAGAAUAGUGGAGCCAGUCGGGGCCCGAAUAUCCCCAUCCUCUCUUGCUGCCUCAGGGGCAAUACGCACCACAUCUGACUUCUUGACGAGCUUCACCCAAUGCUUGGGUUGCGGCAGGGAUCAGCAGUAGUUCCUGUUGGUGUGGCAUUUUGUGUCUGCCUCGUCACACUGGACCCGUCUACAGACACCGCUGCCGGAGAGAGUGUCUCACGUGUCGGCUGCAUCGCAUCUGUUCGGUCGGCAGCGUGGCGCGGUGCUUUGCUCCAGCUU
Molecule: messenger RNA, 1351 nt
Organism: Toxoplasma gondii ME49
Lineage: Eukaryota; Apicomplexa; Conoidasida; Eucoccidiorida; Sarcocystidae
Product: Toxoplasma gondii family B protein
Exons: 2
Coding region: 144-593 (149 amino acids)
Source: RefSeq, a predicted model, not a curated record